AUGCGUCACCUCUCUGGCCUUCCUGCCUCUGUCUCCGGCCUUCUUUCCCUCACCAGCCUGGUGCUGAUAAACUGCCCGGAGGUAGAAUCGCUGCCUGGGGACAUCGGACGGCUGGGAGCACUUCAGGAGCUCAGGCUCUCGAAGCUGUACCGCUUGGAUUGCAUCCCGCGAUCGCUGGUGGAGCUGCCACAGUUGCGGGUGCUGGAGGUGCGGAUGCUCUCCUCUCUCCAGACCUUGGUGCUUUUGGGGCUGUUUAACCUUUCCAAGCUGCCCGGAACUUUUCUGCAGCUGCCCCAGCUGAAGAAGCUGGAUGUGAGCUACUGUGAGAAGCUGGUUUGGAAGUUGCCCCAGCGGGAAGAAGCUGGAUCUUCCCGGGAAAUGCCGAUGCUGCGCAAGUGUUCGAUUCGCGCAUGCCCUCUUCUUUCAAGGAAAAUUGCCAAGAGAAUCUGCAAAGGGGGGGCUGUCAAUAAGAGGGAGGAGGGGGAUGGUGGGGCGGAUGGGGAGGAUGAGGAAGAGGAUGAGGAGGAUGAGUGGACGGACGAGGAGGAAAACGGAGAGUAUGAGGCGUGCUUGGAUUUGAUGGAGGGGAUGGAGAGUAGUGAGGAUGAAGAGGAUGGUGAAGACGAGGAAGCUUUUAUGGGGGAGGAUGAUGAGGACGAGGAAGAUGAAGAGGAGGAUGGAGAGGAGGAUGACGAGGAGGAUGGAGGGGAGGAUGGAGGGGAGGGUGGAGAGGAGGAUGGAGAGGAGGAUGGCCAAUUAGAAGCUUAUGGAGAAGUGAAUGAUGAGGAAGGGGAUGGUGAGGAUGGAGAAGAGGAUGAGGAGGAUGAGGAAGACCAGGAAAACUAG
Closterium sp. Naga37s-1 is the source of this 846-nucleotide messenger RNA. Lineage: Eukaryota; Viridiplantae; Streptophyta; Zygnematophyceae; Desmidiales; Closteriaceae. The record is from the annotation of a GenBank genome assembly.